Perca flavescens (yellow perch) is the source of this 1843-nucleotide messenger RNA. RefSeq names its product NK2 transcription factor related 7 (gene nkx2.7). The transcript has 9 exons. Gene Ontology annotation, molecular function: RNA polymerase II cis-regulatory region sequence-specific DNA binding; DNA-binding transcription factor activity, RNA polymerase II-specific. Gene Ontology annotation, cellular component: nucleus. The record is from RefSeq and is a predicted model, not a curated record. The coding region runs from base 34 to 1776 and encodes 580 amino acids. Gene Ontology annotation, biological process: cell differentiation; regulation of transcription by RNA polymerase II. Lineage: Eukaryota; Metazoa; Chordata; Actinopteri; Perciformes; Percidae.
CCGGACCCUUGAAUGAUUUAAAUCUCCCCGGCCAUGCCCCUCACUCACCAGUCAGUCAGACAGUCAGUCAGUCAGUCAGUCAGACAGGCAGACAGGCAGCAGCACGAGCCGCAGCGCGUGAAAAGGACCCGAGAAGUGUUCAUACGCGUUGGGAUGCAUCCCAGUUCACCCUCCGGAUCGACGCCUUUCUCGGUGAAGGAUAUCUUGAAGCUGGAGCACCACCACCACCACCACCACCACCUAGAUGACUUUGAAAAUGAAUUCCAUUUGAUGACUGAUCAAGUUGUUCCGAUGAACUAUCAGCACGUGCACGCGUGUGCGUCCCGGACCGUCCGGCCGGAGCCGCGCGUGCCCGGCCCGCAGGAGAGGCUCGAUGUUCACAGCAGGGCAGCGAGAGAGGAGACACCGGAGCAGGAGAUCAGCGGCCCGGAGAGUUCACCUGACUGUGACAGGAACUCCCCGAGCGGAGGCCCAGCCGGCCGGCAGCGCAGGAAGCCGCGCGUCCUCUUCUCCCAGACCCAGGUCUCCGAGCUGGAGCGGCGCUUUCGGCAGCAGCGCUACCUGUCCGCCCCGGAGAGAGAGCACCUGGCCCACAUCCUCAAGCUCACCUCCACGCAGGUCAAGAUCUGGUUCCAGAACAGGAGGUACAAAUGCAAGCGGCAGCGGCAGGACAAGUCUCUGGAGCUGGCGGGAUUUCCGAGGAGGGUGCCGGUGCCGGUGCUGGUGCGGGACGGCAGGCUCUGCGGUUCUGCAGGUUCGCCUUCAGCGGCCCCUUAUAACGUGACCCUGGGACAUUAUAAUUCUGUGUUGUAUGGAAACAGCGGCGCGUACGGCUGCGGUUAUCACUCGCUGUCAGCCGCACAGCUGGCCGAUUUAACGUGUGGAAACAGUGAGGGGGCCUUUAACCACGGACACUUCCAGGCCUCUUUACAGGGGAGAGAAAACCAGCAGUCACAGAGGGAUGUGGCAGUAACAGAGCAAUGCAGGGUCAAUUGGUGGAAAAGGGACCUGGAUGGACAAAGGGUAACUGGGAAGAAAAGGAAGAAAAAGGUAUCAUCUGCUGGUACUUAUGCUGCUACAGAAGAUCCCUCUCCCAGCAAUGAAAUUCCCUCUUAUAGCACUUCAAUGUCUAACAAGUACCUGGAUGCUGACUUCACUUUACAGAGGCUGGAGGAGAUUUUACGGGAAGAAAACAAUCUUGAUUGCCAAAAGACACCACUAUCAAUUUGGAGCAAAAGGCAGAGGGAAGUCCAGCAACGCUGGCAACAGUCAAGGCAGCAAAAUCUUGACAGUCUUCUGGCAGCCAAGAACCGUACUAUCCAUCGGCAGCACAUCCUUCAUAACAGGCAAACCAUUGUUGAUGGGUUUUACAAGUACAUUCCACCAUCUGAGUCAGUGACCCUUAAGGAUGGGACGCACAGCAUCUGUGAACAAGCAUGCUUGUUGCCUGUCACCUCCCCACCCAGAGUUUGCUGUGGUUACUCGGACUUCACUCUGUCUGCUGGUAGACCUGUCAUUUUGGUUUGCAUCAAUGGGCGUUAUGAUCUUCACGUGCCACAAGAAAUGUGCAGCCACUGUGGGAGUCAGUGGACUCCUGAUGUGACUGACUUUGUAAUGAGUGGCUACUGGCCGACCACAAUGCAGGCACAAACACUGUUUCAACAGGACCUGUUUGAAUCUUUUGACACCAUGAAGACAAUAGUCCGAGGGAUGUCCCGACAGGCCUUCACUGCAAUGCUGGACCAGAGGACAAAGCACUUUGGAACGUGUAGUUAAGCGGCUGGAACCAACAACGGUAUGAACCUGUUUCGUUUGUUCCUUUAUAGUUUUACUUAGUUUCCAC